Molecule: messenger RNA, 1086 nt
Organism: Perca fluviatilis (European perch)
Lineage: Eukaryota; Metazoa; Chordata; Actinopteri; Perciformes; Percidae
Gene: hspb9
Product: heat shock protein, alpha-crystallin-related, 9
Exons: 2
Coding region: 180-869 (229 amino acids)
Biological process (GO): protein refolding; response to heat
Molecular function (GO): protein folding chaperone
Source: RefSeq, a predicted model, not a curated record
UAAUUUCUCAAACUACCAGAAAGAAGACUAACAAGAAGAAGAAACUCUGGAAGCUCUCAGUUCUCACUCUUCACUGGAGCUAGAAGAUAUCAAGUCUGAGCAAGGGCCCCCAAAGAAACAAAAAGAAGGAUUUGCAGGUUACUGAAGUUUGCCAAGAACUGUCCUUUGACGCUGACUUAAUGGCCCAGCAAGCAGCUUUGAGCAGCCUGUUCGGCGAUGACCCUUUCUUCAGCCAAGAGCAGCUGCUGUGGCCGCUGCGUCACGAGGCCCUCUCCUCACUGCAGCAAGACUUCUUCAACCAGAGAACCAAACUGGCUGACAGCCUUUUGAGGGAGCUUCACGAUGGGCCCCACCUCCUCAAAUUUAACAAGUUGCCCCUCAUUUCCUCCACCUUGGCGAGGCUCAGUGAUGGUAAAGAGCAGCAGAGAGAGACUGUGAACGCAGAGCUUCACCAGGAACCUCAACAGGCCACAGAGAACGGCGACCUCCUGGUGACCCUAGACGCUCGUGGUUACGCCCCCAAUGACAUCACUGUCAAACUAGUCGGGCGUAGCCUGGCGGUGGUGGCCAAGAAGCAGGCCGGAGCAGAAGAGAGCCAGUCCUGCUCCUCCUCCUCCUCCUGCGCCUCCUUGUGCUCCUCGGCCUCGUCUCAGAUGGGAUUCGUCCAGAGGAUCGACAUUCCCGCUCACCUGGAUCUGUCCGGCCUCUCCUGUUCCCUGAUGAAUGAUGGACAGCUGCGUAUCCACGCCCCCGUGACCAAGCAGCCAAUCAAUGAGGAGCAGGAGGUGCCCAUUCGGUUCAGGACAUCGCUGGAAUUUCCUCUUACCAAGGACAAGACAAAGGAGGAACACAGACUAACGCACCCAUGAUACACACUCCACACAUACUGUCAGUGUGAAAACACAUUUUGAAAUAAAUGAAUAAAGAGUCCUGUUUUUAUGCUCACACAUACACACUUCCACUUAAAAGACGUCUAUAACGAGUAAAGUUUACCAUUACAAAAUGAAGAGACUAUUUAUUUUAUAAUUAUUUGCAAUUUGUAUGACCUGUUGAAAUGAAAUAAAGUGUAUGAUUUUCAAAAAACAA